Carya illinoinensis is the source of this 877-nucleotide messenger RNA. Its product is annotated as disease resistance protein Roq1-like. Gene Ontology annotation, molecular function: ADP binding. Gene Ontology annotation, biological process: defense response; signal transduction. The record is from RefSeq and is a predicted model, not a curated record. The transcript has 2 exons. Lineage: Eukaryota; Viridiplantae; Streptophyta; Magnoliopsida; Fagales; Juglandaceae. The coding region runs from base 16 to 687 and encodes 223 amino acids.
UCAUCAUCUCUUGCAAUGGCCUUUCAAUUAGGAGCUUCUUCCUCUUCUUUAUCUUCAUCUCCUUCUAUCCAUCCAAGGAAUCAUCAUGUAAUCUUGAGCUUUAGAGGUAAAGAUGUUCGCCUCAAGUUUAUUUCUCAUCUAAACCAAGUUUUACGUCAAAGUGGAAUCAUGACUUACAUGGAUGAUGGCGACCUUGAGAGAGGAGAGCAAAUUUCAUCAGAACAUUUUAAAGCUAUUGAAGAGUCAAGCAUUUCGAUCAUUGUACUUUCUAAAAAUUUGCAAAAUUCAAAUGCAAAAUCCAAAAUCCAUGGGGAUGAUGAGUCAGAAUUUAUCCAAAACAUCAUUCAGUGGGUCAACUCAAGAAUACUAAACCAGACGCCUCUAUGCAUUGCCACGUAUCCAAUUGUAAUAGAGUCUCGUAUACGAGACAUUUAUCAGCAUUUAAAUCUUGAAAGGAAUGAUAUUGUACGCAUGGUAGGGAUUUUCGGAAUAGGUGGAAUUGGGAAGACAACUUUUUCAAAAGAUAUUUAUAACAGAAUAUCUUCUCAAUUUGAUGGAAGUUGUUUCUUGAGCAAUAUUAGAGAUAUUUCAAAAAGUGGAGGUCUGAUUAAGCUGCAAAAAAUACUUCUUUCAGAGAUCUUAGGAAAAAAUUGGAUAUUUAUGAUGCUGAUAGAGGAGUCAAUGUGAUUCAGGAUAGACUUCGCUUUAAAAAGGUUCUACUAAUUCUUGAUGAUGUGGAUGGGUUGGACCAACUAAAAAAAUUAGCUGGAGAUCGCACUUGGUUUGGUUUAGGAAGUAGAAUCAUCAUAACAACAACAGAUCAAAAGUUACUAAAAAUCUUUGAAGUUGAUUCAAACUACGAUUUGAAGCUCUUGGA